AUGACUUGGUACCACGAACGCUGCGCUCCUCGCCCACAGCCCUGCCCCCCGAACAACAACAACGGCGGCAACAGUGCCGGCAGCAACAACAACAUUGGCAGUGGCAACACCACCGGUAACAACUCCGGCAACCAGAAUUUCGGCCAGAACACUGGCAAUCAGACCGCCAGCAACAACAGCGCUGGCGAUGGCUACCGCCAUGCUUGUUAG
Penicillium mononematosum is the source of this 210-nucleotide messenger RNA. RefSeq lists its product as uncharacterized. Bases 1 to 210 code for a protein of 69 amino acids. NCBI's taxonomy places the organism in Eukaryota, Fungi, Ascomycota, Eurotiomycetes, Eurotiales, Aspergillaceae. The record is from RefSeq and is a predicted model, not a curated record. The transcript has a single exon.